Messenger RNA from Stereum hirsutum FP-91666 SS1, 1025 nucleotides. RefSeq lists its product as uncharacterized. The record is from RefSeq and is a predicted model, not a curated record. Bases 237 to 1025 code for a protein of 262 amino acids. The transcript is spliced from 10 exons. Gene Ontology annotation, molecular function: protein binding. NCBI's taxonomy places the organism in Eukaryota, Fungi, Basidiomycota, Agaricomycetes, Russulales, Stereaceae.
AUGGCGUGGGCAUUGUUCUGUGUUCGGCUUUGCCAACCGCCAGUGGGAAACCAGGACGCUCGAGACGAUCAAGAGGCAAACCGCAGGCUGUAUAGCAUCGAGAAGAUGUGCCAGUCUGAGGCUACCCGGCGCAGUGAACAAAGGUUGGAUCGCCUGCCACAAAAACCAGCUGAAGACCAGAAAGCUGGGCUGAAGAAGAGCUCUCGAUUUUCACUCUUCGUCAACUCGCCGAAUCGAUGGCUAUUACUACGAGAAGUCAAACAAACAAACUUCCCGUCAAAAAGGCCCCAGAUGCAUGGAAAGCAAGCACAGACGGUACAGCAUCUCGUCCCAAGAAACAGGUGAAACUAUCCAGGGUUGAGACAAAAGACAGUCGAGCAUCGACCACAUUCAAGUUCUCGCUGCCUGUCGAGCUUGUAUACGAAAUAUCGGGAUAUCUUACUCUCACUGGCUUACUGCACCUCUCUCGCGUCUCUAAAUUCUUCCACGACAUUUUGUGGUCGAGAGGUUCUGCUCAUGUAUGGAAAUUAGCACGGAGGCAUGACCGUGUAAGCUUUCCUCCGUGUCCAGACGAUAUCGCGGAGCCAUUCUGGGUCGACUUGCUCCUCGGUGGACCCAAUUGCCAAGUGUGUUUGAAGGAUGGAGUCAAGACCGUGACCGACUUCGAGCAUCGACGUCGGGUUUGCGCCAGUUGUCGUGGCAAAACUCUAGUUCAAGAAGAACGCGCUUUUGACCUCGGACCGGACAUCAUGAGAUGCCGGAUGGAGCUGCUGCCUAAAGUACAUCAUGGCCCCGGUUAUAGACCGAAUCACUACCUUAGGCAAGACGUUCUCACCCUUCAAGUUGAGGUUCAAAACAUCGAGGACGAAGAAGAUAAUACUCGUGUGUGGGAAAUGGCGCGCUCGCUAAUGGUAUCCCUGGAGCAUAGCAAGGAGGCGAGAAUGUUGCAAGUCCGUGAGGCAAAAGAAUGGAUAGAAGUUCAAGCAAAGGAAGGAAGAAAGAGCAAGGGGCGCCGAAGGAAGUAA